Messenger RNA from Puntigrus tetrazona (Sumatra barb), 2236 nucleotides. RefSeq names its product RAB33B, member RAS oncogene family a (gene rab33ba). Gene Ontology annotation, molecular function: GTPase activity; GTP binding. The record is from RefSeq and is a predicted model, not a curated record. Gene Ontology annotation, biological process: Rab protein signal transduction. The transcript is spliced from 2 exons. Gene Ontology annotation, cellular component: Golgi apparatus; endosome. Bases 271 to 990 code for a protein of 239 amino acids. Lineage: Eukaryota; Metazoa; Chordata; Actinopteri; Cypriniformes; Cyprinidae.
UACAGUUAUGUCAACGUCGUACGUGGCUGCAGACCCAAAACAGUGUAAGAAGACUCCGCCAGGGAUGCAUCAGCAAAAUGCGGAGUCCACCGGUCAGCACGUCAAAUACAGCCCCCGAUGUUUGAAUCUCCAAGUUUUGCACAUGAAGUGUGAGGUGAAGCGCUGAAGGAUAAACUAAGCCUGCGUUUGAAUUAUUUAUUUGACCCGUUAGCAUCAGCACAUUUGCGCUGUGCUAUUCCCGAAGCACUUGUUUGUCUAUAGGAAGACAGCAUGGCAGAUAUCGAGUCAUCGUUUGAGUUUAGCUCGUCUUUGACCAGCUCUUCGCUGCCUCCACCUCGGACUCGAAUCUUUAAGAUCAUCGUUAUAGGAGACUCUGGAGUUGGCAAGACUUGCCUCACCUAUAGAUUCUGUGCGGGCAAGUUUCCAGACAAGACUGAGGCCACUAUCGGGGUGGAUUUUCGGGAGAAGGUUAUUGAAAUAGACGGCGAGAAAAUCAAGGUCCAGUUGUGGGACACCGCAGGCCAGGAGCGCUUCCGAAAGAGUAUGGUGCAGCACUACUACCGCAACGUCCACGCUGUGGUGUUUGUCUACGACGUCACCAAUGCUGCUAGUUUCCGAAGUCUACCGGCAUGGAUCGAGGAAUGCCGUCAGCAUGCCUUGGGCCAAGAGGUGCCUAGAAUCUUGGUCGGCAACAAAUGUGACCUGCGUCACGCCGCUCAAGUAAGUACCGACGUAGCGCAGCAGUUUGCCGAUGCACACUCAAUGCCUCUAUUUGAGACCUCUGCCAAGAACCCCUAUGGAAACGAUGACGGCGGUCGGAAUAAUAGUGACCACGUGGAGGCCAUUUUUAUGACUGUUGCCCACAAGCUGAAAUCUCAGAAGCCGCUGGUGUUAAGCCAACCGCCGUUUGGAUCUGGAGAUACGGUCACUCUCAGGAGGCAGGACGAGGAGGACAGGGGAAGUUGGGGCUGCGGAUGUUGGAGGAGCUAAUGAAGGAGCCGCCACUUUACAGGAUGGAGAUGACAGAGGUGAAGCACCUUUUAAAGAAGCAGAUUCAGGAGUGCUUGUGCGAUAUCAGUGAAGAUCCAGGUGAAGGGUUGAGGACACAGGAAUAUCUGUUCUCAAGAUUUCUUUUUGUAUCUGAUCUGGCCGUUAUUAUAAAGGGAAAAACGUUCUCCACUCAAACCAGAGGCUUGGAGAAGUUGCAUGUAGGCCCAUUUGCCUUACGUAUACAAGCUUCAUUGAUUAUGUGUCAGCCUGUCUAGUGCAUAUAUAUGCCACUGCCAAACACACACUGCAUUAGCCUGCUAGAUUUAGCCAGUUCUGCGGGCGAAUUGGACAAUGAAAUCUUCGUGCAUAACAUUUACAUUUUUAAAACGAUUGUUUUGGUGCAAUUAGAUAAACUGUUCAAACUCCAAUGUGAAUCUGGUUUGGUCUGUGAAUUUGUUGUUUGUUGUCACCCACACACUUCCUGUGAAAGCUGUCAGUUCUCUCAAGAGAAACCGGCAAACAAAGACUAAAUGCAGGUGGUUUAUUAGUGCUGCUAACAGAUCAUAGACUCAUGUGAGAUGAAUUCAAAAGUAAAAUAAAGCUGAUGAUCUGUUUUCCAAAAAAGCCAGUCCUAGUCCACUGCCAGUGUUUUAUUUAUUGCCAAUUUUUUUUUUCUUCUAGCAGCCAUUCAUUUGAAUAAAAUCUACUGUUAAGACAUCUGGGUUAUGCAUGAUAACCAGUCCUUCCUCUCAAAAUGUAGGUGAGUUAGGUGAAAAGGGACGAGAACACACUGACAAUAUUUACGCCAGUGUCUACAGUCAGGAUUUGUAUGUAGUAUUGCUUCGUUAGGCAAAAUGAAAAUGGUCUAUACUGUAUAAUCACAGAUUAGUACCUCCUAUUAUUCAUGGCAUCUGCUCUGUGCAUGGCAUCUGAACAAAGGCUCUGAUAUCAGUCAGUGUGUAAUCUAUCAGAACAAAUAUACAGAUAUGCUUAAUUGUCUUUCCCUUUGGCCAUCUUCUUUCCAACACUGAUAUGCAGAACAGAGUUCAGUCCAUUACAGGGAAUAUUCACUCAUGUCUUUACGUAACCACAGCUGGUCCUGUGGAGUUCACGAAAGAAACUCAGGCAUGACAUGCUUUAUUUGUUUUAUGGGGAAUUGCCAAAAAGAGGUUUUGCAUAUGUUUUCUGGUUAGGUUGGUUAAGGGCCUGAUUGGCUGAUGCAUUGCAUUGAUUCAGGUACAGUAGU